Anopheles nili is the source of this 723-nucleotide messenger RNA. RefSeq names its product histone-arginine methyltransferase METTL23. The transcript is spliced from 2 exons. Bases 1 to 723 code for a protein of 240 amino acids. Lineage: Eukaryota; Metazoa; Arthropoda; Insecta; Diptera; Culicidae. Gene Ontology annotation, cellular component: nucleus; cytoplasm. The record is from RefSeq and is a predicted model, not a curated record.
AUGACCAAAUUUCAACAAAUGGAAAACGAUGGCGAACAGAUAAAAAGGUUUGUGUUUGGAAGUAAAUCCAGAGACAGCUCAACGUGCAGUGGGGAAAAUGUAGAAAUACUCAUACCGGAGCUUCCUUUGCCAGGAUACUCCUUUUAUACCUGGCCUUCUGCACCAAUUCUAGCUUGGUUUCUCUGGGAACGACGCCUCUCACUGAUCAACACUCGUAUACUUGAGAUAGGUGCAGGGACGGCAUUACCCGGAUUGCUGGCUGCAAAAUGCGGAGCUCACGUAACACUUAGCGAUUGCAGUACGUUACCAAAAACCUUGGAGCACAUCGAACGUUGCUGCCGGCUGAACAAUCUUAUACCCGGUCCUGGAAAGGACAUCGAAGUUAUCGGUCUUACGUGGGGGCUGUUCGUGGACCAAGUGUUGCAGCUAGGACCGGUAGAUUUGAUCCUUGGUUCAGAUGUAUUUUAUGAUCCGUCGGUUUUUGAAGAUAUUCUAGUGACUGUUUCAUUUAUAUUAGAAACAAACCCUAGCGCGAAAUUCCUUUGCACCUAUCAAGAGCGAAGUGCAGAUUGGUGUAUCGAAAAUUUGCUAAAAAAGUGGGAUCUAGCGUGUUCCGUGAUAAACUUGAACAAUCUCAGCGAGGACCUCGACAUCGAUCCUCAGGAAUUAAUGGGAAACCAUACCAUUCAUUUGCUGGAAAUUGUACGAAAAACGGUAGCCUAG